AUGUCCCACUGUUCUUUUGUUAAUACCCUACCAGACUAUGUACUUGAUCGAAUUGUAAUUAUAAAUGAUGCUCAUGAGCAUCAUAUAAGUGGAUUUAAACUUGCCAAGGCAAGUGAAUACUUUAAACGUCAGCUAGUUGAAUUACGUCAAAGUGAAUUAGAAAAAUAUCAAAGAAAAGAAGAAGCUGAUGAAUCACGACGUCAAUCACGUCGAGCUAGAGCAAGAAGUUUAUGUGAUCUUGAAUUACAACCUCUUAUAAUUAAAUAUCAGGAUAUAUAUGGAUUAGAAUGUUUAUUAUCAUUUAUACAUUGUAGUGAAGAAACUCGUAGUAACACACUAAGUACUCAACUUAAUCCAUCGACUGUGAAUUCUUUAAUGAAAGCAGGAUUACACUUUCAAGUACCAGGAUUUGUUAAUCAAUGUAUGCAAAUAGUUCAAAAUAAUAUAAAUAAAAAAAAUUGUUGGAGUUAUUGGAAAGCUGCUGAAGAGUUAUCAAGUCAGCUUCCAGAAUUUCAAACUUUAACAUCACGCUAUUUACUAGCUAAUUUUAUCGAAGCUGGAGAAAGUGAAGAAUUCCUUAGUCUAAGUUUGGAAGACUUUAAAAAGCUACUGAAAGAAGACUCUUUGAAUUGUUCAAAUGAAAAGUCUUUAUUCACACUGAUUGAACGUUGGAUCUAUCAUAAACAAUCAGAAAGAGGAUUAUAUAUUUGUCAGCUGUUAGAAUGCCUGAGACUCGGUCGACUCACACUUGAAGAUUUAGAUUGUUUAUCCUCCAACUCACUAAUACAAGCAGUUUGGAAUUCUUGUAGUCAUAUUAUACAAAUGUCGCGUUCGUCUGUUGAAGAAUUAGCCAUCAAUCCCAACGGAUCAUUGAAUCCUAGAUCUGGAGAUGAUACUGAACUUCAUGCAUACCUACAAAAGCCUCGUCUUCCUCAUUCUGCAAUUUUUGUUGUCGGUGGAUGGGAAGGAAACCAAGAUGAUCCUAAUUUUGGUCCAUCUAGAGCAAUUCAAGUGUAUAACUCACGAUCUGAUACAUGGCGCCGUAUCGUUUCGGAUGGUUUGGCUCUUGAUGAGGGUCAUGCUUACUCUGGUUGUGUUUUAUACAAAACACGAAUCUAUGUUAUAGGUGGUUAUGUGUCAAGUGGACCAACACAGACUUUGAAAGCCUUUGAAUUAACUAAUCUCACCUGGCGAUUCUUAUCCCCUAUGCAUGAGAAAAGAAAUUAUGUGUGUACAUGCAUUUUAGACAAUGUAAUCUAUGCAAUUGGAGGGCAUAAUGGUAGACAUCGGCUUAGCUCUGUUGAACGAUACGAUAUUGAUCAAAAUCACUGGGCUUUUGUAUCACCGAUGCGUCAAGUUCGGAGUGAUGCAGGCGCUGAUUCACUCCUAGGUCGUAUAUAUGUUGUCGGUGGUUUUGAUGGUCAUCAUUUCUAUGAUUCUGUAGAAAUGUAUGAUCCACGUACAGAUCAAUGGUCAUUAGUAUCUCCAAUGCAUAAUAUUCGAAGUGGUGUUAGUGUUAUUGUACAUGGUCGAUACUUAUAUGCAAUAGGUGGAAAUGAUGGACUUCAACGCUUACGUACAGUAGAACGUUAUGAUCCUGAAACAAAUCAAUGGCAGUCUAUGCCUUCAAUGACUCGUCAAAGAAGUAAUUUUUGUAUUGCUGUAUUAGAUGAUAUGAUAUAUGUUAUGGGUGGUUGGAGUGAUGAAACAAAUUCAACAAUUUCUCUAGUUGAACGAUGGUCUCCAGGCCUUUAUAGUCAAUGGGAGCCAGUUAGAGAAUUAUAUCUACCAGCAAGUGCAAAUUGUUGUUGUUCUGUUACUGGAUUAGAAUUAUUAUCAGAAUUUUUAUACACUUAG
Trichobilharzia szidati is the source of this 1857-nucleotide messenger RNA. Lineage: Eukaryota; Metazoa; Platyhelminthes; Trematoda; Strigeidida; Schistosomatidae. The record is from the annotation of a GenBank genome assembly.